Molecule: messenger RNA, 1890 nt
Organism: Vitrella brassicaformis
Lineage: Eukaryota; Vitrellaceae
Source: the annotation of a GenBank genome assembly
GCCGUGGCGGAGAAGGGAUGAAACGGGCCUUUGAUCAUCUGCUCCUGACGUGCUGGAUUCUACUCGUGACUCAUCCCGCAUUCAGCUGUUUCCGGCCUUUCUUCAUCGCCAAGAAAAGCACCAAGUCGCUGCCUCAAGAAUACCGAGUAGGUGCAUCACGAUUGCAACGAUUCAUGACUGACGGGUGCUGGACGGAUGUUUCUUCUAAAUGCUUGUGUGCAGCUACGGGGACUUCUUGAAUCAGGGCCGCUUUUGCAGCAGCAGAGGUCCGCUUUGUUGGUGUCGAUGCUGCCGACUGACAGCGGUGCAGAGGAAGGGUCAGAUAAACCCUCAUCCUCACGGCUCAUCCAGCCGCACCAAGACAGGAGCUCACCCGCCUACCGCCAACUCAUGGCCCAUCUGGGUGCCCGCAUUAGGCAGGGAUCUCUGGUGUCCUUUCCCACAGAGACCGUCUACGGCCUGGGGGCCAACGCACUCGACGAGCAGGCCGUCCUCAAGAUCUUCGCCAUGAAGAGGCGGCCUCUCACCGACCCCCUUAUCUGCCACGUGGGGGGUCUAUCUGGCGAGGGAGGUGCGCUGGCACUGCUGGAUGUGGGUGACAGGGAGAGGGAGGUGGUCGAGAGGCUCGCCGCCACCUUCUGGCCGGGGCCGCUGAGCAUUAUCGGCAAGGCCAGAGGGAUCGUGCCCCCCGAAGUGACGGCAGGCACGGGAUUCGUUGCCGUCAGGUCAGACAACAACAGACAGACCCACGAAAGAUCCUUCAAGAGGCAGGGCGGCCUGUCAUGAUCAUGGUAUCUGUGUUUGGCGAUCCUCUCGCGUCAGGUGUCCGAACAGCUCCUUGGCCCUUGACCUCAUCAGUGCUUCCGACCGGCCCAUAGCGGCCCCUUCUGCCAAUCUGUUCGGCGCCAUCUCGCCCACUACAGCGCAGCACGUGCUCAAGAACUUCCCUCAGGAGGACCUGGUGAUCCUUGACGGCGGGUCAUGCCACGUGGGCAUCGAAUCGACUGUCAUCAAGCUCGAGAUGGGCGAGAGGGAGGGAGAGGAUUGGGAUGAUCGCAUCUGCAUCAACAGGCGGGGCAGGGUGUCUAAGGAGAUGAUCGAAGAGUGUCUGCGGCAGGCCGGUGCGGAGAUGGCCUCCAUCCGGGUGUAUGUAUCCCCCAAAAUCGACUACGGCCGCGGCAGUGCCAGUGAAGAUGUCGCAAGAGCACCGCCGUCCGCGUCCGAGGCGCAGGAGAGCCCCGGCAUGCUGCUGAGCCACUACGCCCCGUCAGUACCCACCUAUCUAAUCUCAGUGGCAACGACAGACACCUCUUCCGGCACCGGCAUCGACAUUCACCCCCAAGAGGAGUCCCCCGCCCUGCCCCCUCCCAGCAAGUGUGUUCUCAUAGACAUGGGCAGCCGGAUGAGGGACCUGAGGGGCGAGUUUGCGGCCUAUUUCGACCUCUGCGAGGCGGCCGAGCACACGGCAUCGGACGAGUCGGCGUUCCUGGAGGAGGCGAUGCGGUCGCUGUUUGCGACUUUGCAUGAGGCAGAGGCGGCGGCUGUGGAGCGGGGCUGUGGCCUGAUCUGUGUGGGUGUGGCCGAUGACGCAUCGGACAUGGGUGAGCCGGCACUGGCACUCUACGACAGACUGUACAGGUGAGGGACAGGGGGAGGGGGGCGAGAAUAGCACAGAAUGUACCUUCUUGACACGGUGCGGAUCACUGUGUUGUGUUGUGUUUUGUUGUGUCAGGGCUGCGUCUGGUCGGCGUUUGCACCUUUAUCGCUCGGGAGCGGCAGGUUGGAGGCUACGCAGGCAGACAGCUGAGUAAUCCAAGAAGGAAUAAAUGAAUGAAUGACGGUGUGUGUAUAAAAUAGCGUCUGGGCGGAGCACGUGUGCGAUGAUGAGGC